Molecule: messenger RNA, 7978 nt
Organism: Epinephelus lanceolatus (giant grouper)
Lineage: Eukaryota; Metazoa; Chordata; Actinopteri; Perciformes; Serranidae
Gene: fn1b
Product: fibronectin 1b
Biological process (GO): heart development; nervous system development; cell-substrate junction assembly
Cellular component (GO): extracellular region
Molecular function (GO): integrin binding; proteoglycan binding; extracellular matrix structural constituent
Source: RefSeq, a predicted model, not a curated record
UCUGGUGCACCGGCUGCGAGGCUGCAGCGGAAGAGUCACAGAAAUCAGAUCUCUCUAAACUGAACUUUACUUCUGCACUCGCUUCUUUUGUAAAACUUGCUUUGUUAACUUUUUCUACUUUACCUUGAAAUUUUUUAGUAUUUUUUUCUUUGUCAAAAUGACUGGUAGCCCACUGACAGGGUUACUGGUUGCGCUGUGCGUAAGCAGCGCAGUCCACGGCUUGCCAAAGAAGAGCAAAAGACAAACUGGCCAGUAUCAGGUGUAUCCUGAGCUCCGUGACGCAGCGGCCGUUAGUCCAGUCGGCUGUGAGGAUAAUGGUCGCUCAUACAGACCGAACGAGCAGUGGGAGAAACCCUACCUUGGUAGUACACUGGUGUGCACGUGCAAUGGAGCAGCAGGCAUCAAAUGUAAAAGCAAACCUGAAGUGGAGGAGACCUGCUAUGAUAAGUACAAUGACCGGACAUACCGGGUCGGUGAAACCUACGAGAGACCGAAGGACGGGAUGAUGUGGGACUGCACCUGUAUUGGUUCCGGUCGUGGCAAGAUCAGCUGUACCAUAGCAAAUCGUUGCCAUGAAGGUGGAAGGUCUUAUAAAAUCGGGGACACUUGGCAGAGGCCUCAUGACACUGCCGACUACAUGCUGGAGUGUGUGUGUCUCGGAAAUGGCAAAGGAGAGUGGACCUGCAAACCUGUGGCUGAGCGUUGCUACGACAACAAUGCUGCAUCAUCUUACGUCGUGGGGGAGACCUGGGAGAAACCGUACCAAGGCUGGAUGAUGCUUGACUGCACCUGUCUGGGAGAGGGAAAUGGACGCAUCACAUGCACCUCAAGGAACCGCUGCAACGACCAGGACACCAGGAGGUCAUACCGCAUUGGAAACACAUGGACAAAGACUGACACAAGUGGACACAACCUGCAGUGUCUGUGCUCAGGAAACGGCCGUGGAGAGUGGAAGUGCGAGAGACACAACGCAGGCCGAAGCACAGGCACCGUCGUGUUGACCCCCACCCAUUCCCAGACUCUGCAGCUGCCCGAGCCCCCCGUCGAAGGGGCAUGCCGCACAGACUCUGGAGCCACUUACUAUGAUGGACAGCGCUGGUUCAGAAACCAGGGCAGCAAGCAGAUGCUGUGUACCUGUCUGGGCAACGGAGUCAGCUGUCAGGAGUGGGAGACCAGGAAGCAGACCUAUGGUGGCAACUCCAACGGCCAGCCAUGUGCAUUCCCAUUCGUCUUCAGCGGGAAGACCUAUUACUCCUGCACCUCAGACGGACGCACAGAUGGACAGCUCUGGUGCUCGACAACCUCAGACUUUGAGAGAGACCAGCAGUACUCUUUCUGCACCGAGAAGAAUGCCAUUGUGGCAACACGAGGUGGAAACUCCAACGGCGCCCUGUGCCACUUCCCCUUCCUCUACAGUGGCCGCAACUACACUGACUGCACCACAGAUGGACGCCGUGAUGGCAUGAGGUGGUGUGGUACCACCCACGACUACGACACGGAGCAGCGCUUUGGAUUCUGCCCUAUGGCUGCCCAUGAGGAAGUAUGUACCACCAACGAUGGGGUGAUGCACCGUGUGGGCGACAAGUGGGACAAACGCCAUGACGUCAUGGGUCACAUGAUGGAGUGCACAUGCCAGGGCAACGGCCGUGGGGAGUGGAGCUGUGUUGCUCACUCACAGCUGCGAGAUCAGUGUGUUGUUGACGGCUUGUACUAUGAGGUAAACCAGGAAUUCUCCAAGCGCCACGACGAGGGCUACAUGAUGAACUGCACCUGCUACGGACAGGGACGUGGACGCUGGAAGUGUGACGCCAUCGAUCAAUGUCAGGAGCCACAAACCAGAACCUUCUAUCAGAUUGGAGAGACAUGGGAGAAAAUCAUCCAUAACAUCCGCUACCGCUGUUACUGCUAUGGCAACGGGAUUGGCGAGAUGAGAUGUGAACCUCAGCAGACCUACCAAAGCGGCCACAGACCUGUCCAGGUGAUCAUCACAGAGGCAGGGAAACAGCCAGACUCCCACCCCAUUCAGUGGAAUCCCCCUUCAUCUGUUCACAUCACCCAGUACAUCCUCAAAUGGAGAAUUAAAAAUAGCGGUAGUCCCUGGAGGGAGGUCACCGUCCCUGGCCACCUCAACUCCUACACCAUCAGCGGGCUGCGUCCAGGCGUCACCUACGAGGGUCAGCUGAUCAGCAUCCUGAGAUAUGGACGCCGUGAGGUCACACGCUUUGAUUUCACCACCACCCACGGUUCCUUGGAAACAUCAGAGGGAGAGACGACCCCACUUCCUCCAGUGGUGGACACUUCCGAGUCUGUGACAGAGAUCACCUCAAACAGCUUCGUUGUGUCCUGGACAUCAGCCUCUUCUACCAUCUCUGGCUUCAGGGUGGAGUAUGAGCUCAGUGAGGACGGGGCCAAGCCGAAAGUCCUGGAUCUCCCUCGCACAACCACCUCUGUCACCAUUGGCGACCUCCUGCCAGGACGCAGAUACAAUGUCAAUGUCUACGAACUCCCUAAUCAGGGACAGCCAAACCUCAUUCUGACUACCUCCCAGACUACAGCUCCUGACACCCCGGCUCAGCAUGCAGUUGAUGAGGUGGGAGAGACCUCCAUCCGAGUCAGCUGGACCAGGCCUCAGGCUCCUAUUACUGGUUACCGUGUGGUGUACACGCCGUCAGUGGAGGGCAGCAGCACUGAGCUGAACCUGCCAGACUCAGAGACCUCAGUGACCCUUGUUGACCUUCACCCUGGUCUCCUUUACAACAUCAGCAUCUACGCUGUGGAGGAAGACCAGGAGAGUGAGCCUGUUUUUGUACAAGUCAACACCGCUGGAUCUCCUCUACCAGAGGAGGUCCCGGCACCCACAGACUUGCAGUUCUACGAGGUUACAGACAUGAAGAUCACCAUCACCUGGACUGGUCCACCCAGCGAGGUGACCGGUUACAGAGUGCACUUCACUCCUGUCAGUCCUGACGGCACUGAGACGAGGCUCCUGCAGCUGCCCAUCUCCCCCAACGCAUAUGCUGAUAUCACCCACUUGCAGCCUGGCACACCGUACCGCUUCUACAUCUACGCCAUCAACAGUGGAGUGGAAAGCAAGCCACUUGUGGGAGAAAAGUCUACCAAACCUGAUACACCCACCAAUGUGCGAUUCACUGACAUCGGCCCUGACAGUGCACUGGUCAUCUGGGAGGCUCCCCGCGCCAUCGUCAGUGGCUACCGUCUCUUCCUGAGCAUUGAGGGCUCCAACCCCAUCGAGAAGAGGAUCCCCGGCAGGGUCACCCAGUACCCUUUGAGGAAUUUACGUCCAGACACCCAGUACACUGCCACCCUGCACUCCGAGCUGAACAACGAGCUCAGCGAGGGCGUCACUACAUAUUUUACCACCACUCCCCAGAUGGGAAAUAAUCCUACUUUCGCCACUGAGGUCACUGAUACCUCCAUCAUCAUCACCUGGGUACCUGUCCGCAGGUUCAGCUACAAGCUGUCUGUGCUCCCCAGCCAGACAGGCGAGUCUCCCAGAGAGGAGACCUCUGACUCUGGACGCAUUGAUAUUCCCGGUCUGACUCCUGGAACUCAGUACACCUACAGCGUUCAGCCCAUCUUCAACGGACGCAACCGUGGAAACCCCAUCACCCGCAAUGUCGUCACUCCCCUGUCUCCUCCCACUGACCUCAGAGUGGAGUCCAACCCUGUCACAGGAGAUCUCACUGUCCACUGGGUAGCUUCCAAAACACCAGGCAUUACAGGCUACAGAGUAACAAGCACGCCAAUGAGCGGCCAGCGAGGAAACUCCCUGGAAGAGUUCGUCCGAGCUGAUCAGACCUCUUGCACGCUAGAGAGCCUGAAUCCGGGGGCAGAGUACAACAUCAGUGUCUUCACUACCAAGGGCCAUUUGGAGAGUGUGCCAGUGUCCACAAUUGUCACACCAGCCAUUCCAGCUCCUACCAACCUGAGGUUUAGCGGUGUAGGUCCUGACCACAUCAGGGUGACUUGGACAGUCCCCCAUGUUGCCAAUCCAAGCGACAUCUCUCGAUUUGUCAUCCGUUACCACCCUGUAGCCACAGAUGACGACAUCAAGGAGGUCAAUGUUGGAGGAGCCACCAACACCUUCGUGCUGGAGAACCUGCUGCCCAACACCGAGUACAGUAUCAGUGUUAUGUGUGUGUACGGUGAACGAGUGAGUGAGCCAGUCACAGGGACUCAGAGGACAACUCUGGACUCCCCCACUGGCUUGGAUUUCUCUGACAUCCGCACCAACUCCUUCACUGUCCACUGGCUGGCUCCAACCGCUGCUAUCACCGGCUACCGCAUCCGCUAUCAGAAGACGAGCGGCGGGAGGGCCAAGGACGAAAGGCUGCCCCCAACCAGGAACUACUACACUUUGACCGGACUGACACCAGAGACUGAGUAUCUGAUAUAUGUGUACGCUGUCAGCAACACUCAGGAGAGUCAGCCUCUGACUGGCACACAGGCCACCAUCUCUGAUGCCCCUACUGACCUUGAAGUAACAUCGUCCACCCCCACCAGCAUAUCCAUUCGCUGGGACGCCCCUUCUGUCACGGUGAAGAACUACAGGAUCACCUACGGAGGCACAAGUGGCGAGGCUCCUCAAGAGUUCACAAUCCCAGGCACUCAGACUUACGCCACCAUCAAUGGUCUGAAGCCCAGUACUGACUACACCAUCACAGUCUAUGCUGUUACAGGAAGAGGGGACAGCCCCGCCUCCAACACCCCGGUCUACAUCACGCACAGGACAGAUACUGAGCCCCCCACUGACAUGCGACUGACUGAUGUUAGUGACAACGCCCUCACAGUGCGCUGGUCUCCUGCUCAGGGACCAAUCAGAGGCUACAGAAUCACCAGUGUUCCCAAGAAUGGGUUGGGACCCUCCUACUCUGAGGAGGUGGCCCCUGAUCAGACUCAGAUGACGUUCACAGGUCUGAUGCCCACUGUUGAGUACGUUGUGAGUGUCUAUGCCCUGGGCAAUGAUGGACAAUCCUCUUCACCCGUGUCGGACAGUGCUAUCACUGCUAUGGAUCGUCCCAAGGACCUGACCUUCUCCGACAUUGACUCCACCUCCAUGCGCAUCACUUGGGACAGUCCAGACGGUACCGUGACAUCAUACCGUGUCCUGUACUCCAGCUCAGAGGAGAGCGAGAGGGAGCUGCGUCCAGCACCCAGAGGUGAUCAGGACACUGUGGUGCUGAGAAACCUCCGCCCCGGGACAGAGUACACUGUAAAAGUCAUCGCCCUCCAUGACCGCACACCCAGCAAACCGUUGGUGGGAACCCAGGCGACAGUGAUCCCUGCUCCGACCAACCUGGUGAUCUCAGAUGUCGGUCCCUCCACCUUCACCGUGUCAUGGCGUGCUCCCAGUGCACGCCUGUCAGGCUACCGUGUGGUUGUCAACCCCAAGGACGUCAAUGGACCGACCAAAGAGAUGAACAUAGCUCCGGACACCACGCGUGUUGUUGUACCGGGACUCAUGGUGGCAACCAUAUACCAGAUACACGUCUACGCCCUGAAGAACUCUGUCACCAGCAGACCGCUGGAGGGGGAGGCGACCACACUGGAAGAUGUAAGUCCUCCUCGGCGUGUGCGCAUCUCUGAUGUGAAGGAUACGUCUUUCACGCUGACCUGGCGCUCCAAAGUGGAAACCAUCACUGGUUUCCUCAUCGAAGCCACGCCCCACGGUGGCUUGCAUGCCCCCAUCAUCAGAACCAUUCCAGGACAGACUUACACCUACACUCUCACAGGUCUGCAGCCAGGCACCACGUACUCUGUUAACCUGUACACCCUGAAUGGCAACACAAAGAGCGCCCCCUUCAGUCUCAUGAUACAAACAGCUGAACCAGUGGUCCAGGCUCCCACCAACCUCCAGUUCACAUCUUUGACCCCCACCUCCAUCUCCUUCACCUGGCAGCCACCUGCCACACACAUCACAGGAUACCACGUCACCUACGAGGAGUCAGGAGGAGCACCACGAGAGCUUACCCCACGACCCCACCCCGGCCAAAACUACGCCACCAUAUCUGGUCUGAGACCAGCCACAGAGUACAUCAUUAAGAUCAUCGCUAUCCAGAACACAAAGAGGAGCACACCUCUGGUGGGCAAGAUCAGGACUCAACCCGACUCCUUGCUUCCCCUGCCGCUGCCCCGCCCUGGAGGGGUGCUGGAUGUGCCUGAAACUGACUUGGACAACACAGUCCAGGUAGUGGGCAACAGUGGCCAGGAUGCGCAUAGUGGUCAGAGCCAGACUGUGGAGUACACAGAGUACAACAACAACGGAGGCAACAUCAGAUUUAACGGGAACAUUGACAACCCACAGUCGCCCUAUGGGCAAGUUCGUGAGCCCUUGGUAUUUGUGCCCCUUCCUGAUGCAGAGGGCCGCAGAUUGCCCAUCCUGAAGAUGAACGUACCCGUCGGCUCCACAUUUGAUAACGAGACAGGAGUGCCGCAGGAGGCCCAAACUCAGACUACUAUCUCCUGGAAGCCUUACAAGCAGAGCAACGCCUACCUGGUGUCCUGCCAACCCAUCACACACUUAAACGAGAAGAUGUUCCAAGUCAGGCUGCCAGGCACAGCCACCACUGCUACCCUGAUAGGACUCUCCCCCGGAGCGAACUACAACGUGAUGGUGGAGGCUCUGAUAGGGGCGCUCAAACACAAGGUCCUGGAGCAGGUCAUCACGGCUGGGAACACAAUUCCAGAGGGUGUGCCCGCCAAUAAGGACUCAUGUUAUGAUGCCUUCACUGCCACCUACCACGAUGUUGGUGGUGAAUGGGAGCGGAUGUCUGAGACCGGCUUCAAGCUGUGGUGCAAGUGCCUGGGUCUGGGAAGUGGUCACUUCAGAUGUGAUUCAUCUAAGUGGUGCCAUGACAAUGGCAUCAACUAUCGCAUUGGAGAGAAGUGGGACCGCCGUGCAGAAAAUGGUCACUUGAUGAGCUGCACUUGUUUGGGCAAUGGCAAAGGAGAGUUCAAGUGUGAACCACAUGAUUCCGUGUGCUACGACGAUGGCAGAACUUACCAGGUGGGAAACCAGUGGCAGAAGGAGUACAUGGGUGCUAUCUGCACCUGCACAUGCUUUGGAGGACAGCAGGGCUGGCGAUGUGAGAACUGCCGCAGACCAGGUGGGGAUGUCGACGCCAGUCUGCUGCAGCCUGUCAGAUAUGGAAACACACUACGCAAUAUUCACUGCCCCAUUGAGUGCCUCCGACCCGACCUGCUGGCAGACGCAAUCGCUCCUCAGAAUCCUCGGGAGUAAAAGUAUCAGACGUCCGCUUUGCUCCGUCAUCAUCCAACCGCUGCACUGUCUCACCCUGUAAAGCCAUGCUGUCUGCGACUGAACUAACAGCCUUAUCACUUUCUGACACACGUUUAGCCAAAGAUGUUACACUGCCCUGCUGCCUGAUCCGAGUGAUCCUCCUCUAAAGCCAGUCUUUUCACUGUCGACUGUCAAGUCUCUAAAUUCACGCUCAAAUCAGAAAGACUCCUGCCGUUUCUUUCUUUUGUGUAACAUUCCCUUCCACAUAUUUGUGUCUGUACCUCAAUGAAAGUUAUUUAGUACUUGCCACCAGUCAGAUUUAUAGACUUCUCAAAUUGGCAUUUGUUUUCCAUUUAAAAAUUCAGCAACAUUUUCUCACCAAAGAGCAUCAACUGUCAGAAAGUAAGCACUGUGUUAAAGAAUGCAAAUGUAGUUAUUAACAAUGUUGAAAUUGUCCAUGAAAAUGUGCUUUUCUUCUCUGUAGCCCUUCUUCUGUUACUAACUGAGGGGUCGCACUGUGUGUGAUUGACACAUUAUGAUUUCUAAUGUCUUUUUACUAAUUUAUCCCUUUUAAUCGGUGUGUGAAUGUGUGAACUGGGAUGUGAGAAUUUGAACUGUUCUAUUUUUGUACUUUGUUGUCCGUGCCAAAGUUGUUUCUACCUUUUGACAAAAAGAAGUCCCUUAUUUUAAUAAAGCUGGAGAGAUCCUGAAACCUAA